Anolis sagrei ordinatus is the source of this 558-nucleotide messenger RNA. The record is from RefSeq and is a predicted model, not a curated record. Lineage: Eukaryota; Metazoa; Chordata; Lepidosauria; Squamata; Anolidae.
AUGACCUAUGAAGAAGAAUGCCCCUCUCCACAAACUACUGAGUUUGCCGAGUAUUUUGCCGAAUGGUACAUCUUGGGGACAGUGAUCCGUCAUGAUUGUGAGGUUGGCUACAAGAGAUUAGGAGGAAGUAGCAACCGGAUGACCUGCGAGAAUCAAUCUGGCCAAGCUCAGUGGACCUGCCGGCUUCCCCCCAAGUGCAUAGCCGCUUCUGAGCUGACUCAUAACUCAUCCCAGAAGCUCUCAACUGAAGUGUGCGAAGGAAGUUCCAGCAGCUCCCAAAUAACAUCCCACCACAUUAUGAAAGAUGGAUGCAGACUCCCCAGGCCCCUCAGCCAUGCCACGGUCAAGGUGAUUAAGUAUCUUGUGGGACAAACACUGCAGUACAGAUGCCUGGAUGGAUACCACGCCUGGACCCCCAUCUCUGGAAACAGCACUUGCCAGGAUUUCAACGGGAAAGGAGUGUGGUCCCGCUUAUCUCUGCGCUGCGCCAAUGAUAGUACUAGUGUCAUUACCGAAGGGGCACCAAACCCCUCCCUCAGCUCAGGUAAGAAGUAUUAG